Molecule: messenger RNA, 3117 nt
Organism: Pediculus humanus corporis (human body louse)
Lineage: Eukaryota; Metazoa; Arthropoda; Insecta; Psocodea; Pediculidae
Exons: 13
Coding region: 1-3117 (1038 amino acids)
Source: RefSeq, a predicted model, not a curated record
AUGUCAAAAAUUUUUGGAUCUUUUCAUAAAAGUAUCGUUUCAGGGCAGUUUUUAGAAAAUAAUAAAAAAUUACAAAACGAUAAAAAUUUUAAUAAUGAUAAUAAUGGGGGCUUUGCUUUGCCUGGCACAUCCAAGGUUUUCAGAAGAAAUGGAUCAUUUAAAUCUGGUUUGUUAUUGAAUGAAAACACGAAUAUUCAUCCAUUGGAAAUGUGUGAGGAUAUAAGCAAAAUAGAUUUUGAAAAUAGGAAUGAAUGUAAUGGACCCAGUACUUCAACAUCAUUUUUUCAAUGUAAAACAAAAUUAUGCAAUUCAUCUAACAGAUUUGAGUUCAAUCGUAACCGAAUUUACAGCAGUAUGUUUUGCCCCUCUCCUAGAAAAGCUAUUUAUAAUUCUAGACUUCAGUAUCAAAAUGAAGAUUCUCAUUGUAAUAAUGGUUUUAAUGAAGUAUCAGUAUCUAAAAGUUUUGGUUUAGGAAGAAGGAACAUUUUAACUAGCACUGGUUUUUUAAAGGAGAAAAACCAUGAAACUGUUGAUCAGAACAGUGAAGUAGGUAAAAGUAAUUAUGAUAAUAGAGAACAAAAUACUUUAACUACAGCCCUUCCUCCAGAUCCAGGACUGUACUGCCAAAGUAUUAGCAGGUUAAAUCCUGCUUUAAAUUACAGAAGUGAAAAUACAAUCGUUAGAAGGUUUGGAUUAAGGUCAGGAAGUAUUCCUAGUGAAAGUACUUCAGAAAGAAUUUACAAAUCGAAUACAAAUUCUAUAUCGAGUUUUAGAAGUUUAUGUAGCGACAUAGCGGAACCUUCGAGAUUGAGGUUCGCAUCAGAAAGUAAUUUGUAUAAAAAUGUAAACGAACCUAAAAAAAUAUUUGAUGGUAACUUUGUAAAACCUGCAGCAUUCAGACCUAUUAAACCUCCUCAAAGUUCAAGUAUUUCAUCCAUUUCAUUUUCCAAUAAUUAUGAAGCAAACAAUAGAAAUAUCAGUAAUUUGAAUUUUAACGUUUCUCAUAUAUCGAAAAAAGACAGUGCCUUUUCCUACCCGAGGUAUUUAUCUAAUUACAAACAAAAAAAAGAUGAACAGUAUGUAGAAGGAUCAAUAACAAGUUUCACUUCUAUGAAGUCUGAAUUUCACAAAGUAAUCGAAAAUUUACACUAUUCACUUUUAAUUGCCGUGCCUAAUGUUCCUGCAGAAAUUUUCAGACGGGAAUUCGAUAAAGCAAAAGAGAAAUUAGACAUGUUGUCAGAUGUUAGUUUUGCUCCUGGAAUCACAGAUACAGAUGCAGACUCUGUUAUGAGUUAUUCUUCCAGAUGUAAUGGUGAGGACAAGUUAGAAAAACGUUCAAAAGUUUUUGAAAGUACUGUUUCUCUAAAAGGUGCUAAGGAAGUUUUACAAACGUUGACUUCUAAAAACAGACUACGUAAUCGUCUGCUAUCACCAAUCGAAGAAAAGAAAAAAAGUUCAGCAUUUGAAUGUUCAGUUAAUGAGAAAUCAUAUUCUGAAGAUGAAAAAGAGGACAGCGAUUUAAUUUUUAAAAAACCAAAACCUUUUUUUAAAACUAAAAAGAAAAACGUAAAAAAUGUCAAAAUAAAAACGCCUCGAUCUUCGAAAUUAUCAACAUUUAGAGAACAAAAAAAUAUAAUUCAUUUAAAACAUUGGUAUCCAGUUGCUUUCGGUACAGAUUUAGUAUUUUGUGGAACAUGCGAAAAGAAAGUAAUACUUAUCGAUGGAUUGGAAUGUAAUAUAAUUGGAAGCCCAUCUGAUUCAAUUUUAGCUUUUUCGAAGAAAAUAAGAUCUCGAUUAAAAGAUGGAUUGACGAGUCACUGGAGAGUUUUUCAAAAAGAAUUGCUCGAUAAUCAGAGCACCGUUAAAAAAACAAAAACGUUGGAUUCAUACGUGAAAAGAAAAUCAAGUCCGAAAAAAGUAGUGGAGAAAUACGAGACGACGCCCAAAAUCAUGAGGAAAUCAUUACCCGAACCUGAAAAAAAUAAAUCUGCAGUGAAUUCGGAAACUCCAGUGAGGCAAAAAUUUAGUUUUUCGAAAAAAGUCAAAAAAACUUUUUCGAAUAAAACGAAAAAAAAUAAAAUGAUUGGAAAAAAAUUGGAAAGCGGGAAGAAAAUUGAUGGGGAGAAAGGGAAAAGGGAAUCACCGAAAAUGACAAAAACAACACCUAAAAGUACUCCGUUAAAUACAAACGCGACAACUUCAGAGAAAAAUAAAAAAAAUAAUUUGAAUGAUACCUUAUCAAAAGUCACGCAAACAAAUUCGAGUUCGGUAAAAAAGACAAAAAUGAAAACUCCAAAAAGUAAAAAAUCGAAUGACGAUGACAAUGAAGUUUCAAAAGUGAUUUCCUCGGCGGAAACGAAGAAAACUCAAGUGAAACUCAUAAAAUCGAAUUCGAAAAGGAAAAGAGAAAUUUCUGAAGAUGUGGAUUCAACACCGAGAAAGAAAAGCAGGUCGGAAAAUUCAUUACUUGAAGGGAAAACAAAAAUGUUAAAAGAAGAAAAGGGUAAAAAACAGUCGAAGAAAAAGAAUAACGUCAGCAAAAUUUCAAAAGACACGACAGAAAUUGAUGAUGAUGGUGAAGAAGAAGGUUUCGAAUUAAACGACAUUGAGAUACCCGAGAUCGUCAACGUGAGUUCAAAGCCAAAAUUAAACAAAAGUCAGUUGCGUGUCAUCAGCAUGGAAACUCCGCCAUUAAAAUAUUUCAACAACAAUCUUAAAUUAUUAAAAACGACAACGCCAGUUCAAAGUCCGGAUUGGUUCAUGUCGCAAAGAACCGAAUCCGAAGUUAAACAAUUUCAAAAGAGAAGAGCACUCGCGCAGAAAAAAAAGAAAAUCGUCAUCGAAGAAAAGAGAAAAACGGUGACGAGAAUAAAAAAUAUAAAAAAUAAAGAUUUGAAAAACGUUUUCGAAUGGGUUUCGGAUAAAGUAGUGAGAACACCAGCCGGAAAUUCUCAACUUUUAAAAUACAUGAUACCGAGUAGGAAAGCAAUGGAAAUGAACGAUGACGAUGACGAAGACGAUGACGUAGACGAUGACGUAGACGAAGGAGAAAUGAGGGAAGAAAUAAUUGAAGAAGAAGAAAUUGUUUCCAGUGACAUGUCUUCUUUCGCUAAUUAA